AUGACUGGCGGAAAGUCCGGCGGCAAGGCUAGCGGCAGCAAGAACGCGCAGUCCCGUUCCUCCAAGGCUGGUUUGGCCUUCCCCGUUGGCCGUGUCCACCGUCUGCUCCGCAAGGGCAACUAUGCCCAGCGUGUCGGUGCCGGUGCUCCCGUUUACCUCGCUGCUGUCCUCGAGUACCUCGCUGCUGAGAUUCUCGAGUUAGCUGGAAACGCCGCUCGUGACAACAAGAAGACCCGUAUCAUUCCCCGUCACCUCCAGCUUGCCAUCCGCAACGAUGAGGAGCUGAACAAGCUCCUGGGUCACGUCACCAUUGCCCAGGGUGGUGUUCUCCCCAACAUCCACCAGAACCUUCUCCCCAAGAAGACUCCCAAGGCCGGCAAGGGCAGCCAGGAGCUGUAA
Messenger RNA from Penicillium samsonianum, 399 nucleotides. Its product is annotated as histone H2A. Gene Ontology annotation, cellular component: nucleosome. Bases 1 to 399 code for a protein of 132 amino acids. The record is from RefSeq and is a predicted model, not a curated record. Lineage: Eukaryota; Fungi; Ascomycota; Eurotiomycetes; Eurotiales; Aspergillaceae. The transcript is spliced from 3 exons. Gene Ontology annotation, molecular function: DNA binding; structural constituent of chromatin; protein heterodimerization activity.